Messenger RNA from Paramecium tetraurelia, 1563 nucleotides. RefSeq lists its product as uncharacterized. The record is from RefSeq and is a predicted model, not a curated record. Gene Ontology annotation, biological process: protein phosphorylation. NCBI's taxonomy places the organism in Eukaryota, Ciliophora, Oligohymenophorea, Peniculida, Parameciidae. The transcript is spliced from 3 exons. Gene Ontology annotation, molecular function: protein kinase activity; ATP binding.
AUGUUAAUUGAUAGUUGUGAAUACAAGCACUGCAAAUCAUUUUUUCAAAUCAACUUUUCGACCAUGAAAUGGUUGAAAUCCACCACUCUUCCUGUGCCAAUAAGUAGUUACUCUAUUUCUGAUGAUGUGAGAUUUGUGAAUUAGAAAGGAGACAUCAAGUAAAAGACAUUGAUCAACGUUGAAAACUAUUUGUUCUACAAAACCAAGAAGGACAAAUUAAAGUGGAUUGACUUUGAAAAUGCCAUCUUAGAACAAUUCCAUCAUCAAAGACAUGGACAUGCCAUUAGAUUAAUUAAGUGUUUCGAUGUUGUCGAAAUAUUUUGUGAUGCUUAAUCCUGGUUCAAAUAUAUAAAACGAUAUACUAUUUAGUCAGAUUUCAACUCCAAUUACAUUUUGAGGAAAAGAAUAGGCAGAGGCCAAUUCUCAGAAGUGUUUAAGGCCAAAAAUAAAUCGGAUGGAAACGAAUAUGCAAUUAAGAUAUAUUAGAAAUAAAACCUAUUUGAUGAAGUUGAUAGAGCUGCAAUAUAAAAAUAAAUUUCAGUACUUAGAAGAUUGUAAUCCGAUUUUACAAUCAAAUUUUAUGAAGUUUUCGAGAAUACUGAUUAAGUCUUUGUAGUUGAGGAACUAUUGAUGGGAGGGAACUUAAUGGAUUAUAUUAUAAGGGAGAAUUUCUUUUCAGAAGAUCAAGCUGCCAAACUUAUCUUCCGAAUAGUCAAGGCAGUUAAUUACAUUCAUUCAAAAAAUAUCAUACAUCGUGAUAUUAAACCAGAAAAUUUAGUGUUCAGAUUUCAAGACAAUGUUGAAACUCUAUGUAUAAAGAAGUUCCAAUUGGCUGAUUUCUAUAGUCCAGAUGUCAAUUAUCAUUAUAUAUGUUGUGGCACACCUGGAUUCAUUGCUCCUGAAAUUUUAUUAAAUCAAAAUUACGAUUAAAAAGUUGAUGUAUUUAGUAUUGGCGUUACUCUGUAUAUAUUGAUGACUGGUUAAAUGCCAUUCGAAGGUAAUUUUGAAAAGAGACUUGAAUAAAAUGUUGAAGGUUUAGUUGAAUUUAGUAUGAUCAAUCUCAGCAUUCUUGGGAUGAAUUUUAUUAAAACAACUCUUCAACCUAAUCCUGAAGAAAGAUUAAGUUCACAUCAAUGUUUGAAUCAUCAAUGGUUUGUUCAAGAAUAAUUAGCCAAAAUUAAUCAGAUGUAAUUAAAAAAACCUAUUCAAUUACAAAGCCAAUUCAUUGUUAGGAGAAUGAAAUAGGCCAAGACAUUGACUUUUAGUCCUUCUUCUCCUAGAAGUCAAAUUUCUAUACAAAGUCCAAGAAAUCAUAAUCUCCAAUAAGAAUAAUAAAAAUAAUCUCCAAUUUUGGUGGGAAGUAAAACUGAAAAAUUGAUUGGACCUCAUUCCAGUUCUAAAAGCAUUCAUUUUGAAUAAAUCCAAACAUAACCUACAGAUGAUGACGAUCAAAAUUAAGACUUCAGUAAUUUGAAAUCAGCAAGAAAGAAAACUUAAUCAUUUGUUAUUAAAUCUACUUCAACACUGAAGAAUUUUAAUGUAUUGAAAUCAAAAUUUAAAUGA